This is a messenger RNA of Aspergillus nidulans FGSC A4, 1145 nucleotides long. Its product is annotated as L-iditol 2-dehydrogenase xdhA. The coding region runs from base 5 to 1084 and encodes 359 amino acids. Lineage: Eukaryota; Fungi; Ascomycota; Eurotiomycetes; Eurotiales; Aspergillaceae. The record is from RefSeq and is a predicted model, not a curated record. Gene Ontology annotation, molecular function: zinc ion binding; oxidoreductase activity, acting on the CH-OH group of donors, NAD or NADP as acceptor; oxidoreductase activity. The transcript is spliced from 3 exons.
CACAAUGAGCUCACAGACCCCAACAGCUCAGAACCUCUCCUUCGUCCUCGAAGGCAUUCAUCGGGUCAAAUUCGAGGAUCGCCCCAUCCCAAAGCUCAAAAGCCCUCAUGAUGUCAUCGUGAACGUUAAAUACACAGGCAUCUGCGGCAGCGAUGUUCACUACUGGGAUCACGGAGCUAUUGGGCAAUUUGUAGUCAAGGAACCCAUGGUCCUCGGCCAUGAAUCUUCCGGAAUAGUCACACAAAUUGGAUCAGCCGUCACUAGUCUAAAAGUGGGCGACCACGUUGCAAUGGAGCCUGGUAUUCCCUGCCGACGGUGCGAGCCCUGCAAAGCGGGCAAGUACAACCUCUGUGAGAAAAUGGCUUUUGCCGCAACCCCGCCGUAUGACGGUACUUUGGCCAAGUACUACACGCUGCCCGAAGACUUCUGUUACAAACUGCCCGAGUCGAUCAGCCUGCCCGAGGGUGCACUCAUGGAGCCCCUGGGAGUCGCCGUACACAUAGUGAGACAAGCGAAUGUUACUCCGGGUCAAACCGUUGUAGUCUUUGGAGCUGGUCCAGUGGGUCUAUUGUGCUGUGCGGUAGCCAAAGCUUUCGGUGCGAUCAGAAUCAUAGCCGUUGAUAUCCAAAAGCCAAGAUUGGAUUUUGCAAAAAAAUUCGCCGCAACAGCCACAUUCGAGCCGUCGAAGGCCCCCGCGACCGAAAACGCUACCCGCAUGAUUGCAGAGAAUGACCUUGGGAGGGGUGCUGAUGUCGCGAUUGAUGCUUCGGGUGUUGAGCCGUCAGUUCACACGGGUAUCCAUGUUCUCCGCCCCGGUGGCACCUAUGUACAAGGUGGCAUGGGUCGGAGUGAGAUGAAUUUCCCCAUCAUGGCGGCUUGCACUAAGGAACUGAAUAUCAAGGGAAGCUUCCGAUAUGGUAGUGGUGAUUAUAAGCUGGCAGUACAACUCGUGGCUUCUGGGCAGAUCAACGUCAAGGAACUGAUUACUGGCAUUGUCAAAUUUGAAGACGCCGAGCAAGCUUUUAAGGACGUUAAAACCGGAAAAGGCAUUAAAACGCUUAUUGCUGGCCCUGGCGCCGCAUAAGCGCUUGAUGCCGCGUACAUAGUGAAUCUGAUAUAACCAUUUUCAAUUUACUAAUUUACAC